UUCCGUUCGGUCCCCCGAUGAAAAGAGGGAACAGCCUCUUACAGUUUCCAGCCAUGAAAAGAACAACGCUGAGUUUGAUCGAUGUGCUGAAGGUUUCUGGAUACGAAAAGACGCCACCGCGUCCGGUACCAGUUGGGAACAUGCCGCCACCGCGUCCGGUACCAGUUGGGACCAUGCCGCCACCUCCUGCGAUAUUCGCUCCAUUCCUGAACACGGGGGAAGACACCCGACUAGCGACGACCGGUCGAGCUUCGAGUGUCCACGUCAUUCCGAUUACCGUGGAACCUGGCGCUUCCGCCAUGGACCGAUCCGGCCACGGGACUGUGGAAACGCAUACUCUAGCAAGCACGAUGCCCGACACCUCGUCCAGCACGGCGUGCGAAACCCCGGCGCCGUCCGGCGUCCCGAAAGGCACCAAAUUACCUGGCCCCACGCGAAGACGCCCCACCUUGCCUCUGGGGACCAAGACCAAGGCUGCAUAUAUGGAAGGGCAACCCGGGUCAAGAGGACUCGAAGCAAUGAUUCAGUUCUGCGCCUGCACACUGGUCCUCCUGGUUGUGCUCCUCCUCCUCUGGUUCAUAUUUUUCAACUAUUCUGAAGAGCCACAUCGCUUCUACGCUGAAACAGGCGGAGCUACUGAGGCUGCCGAGCCCACGCCGAAGCCGAACUCCACUCACCGACCUCCAACGCCCGCCGAAGGUCAUGCAGGCGCCCCGUGCAACGACUAUGCUCCUUGUCUCGGAGAGUCCCACUGCGUGGAAGGCGUCUGCAGGUGCAAGGGUCCCGGCACGCGAGUCGUCAAAGGCGUCUGCGUUUCUGUCACCAAGCCGGUGACGAAGAAGACGCCUAGGCGCAAGAGCCUAACCGGUACAACGGACUUCGGAACAGCGACCCGGCCCCCUGUCGCUCGGUUUACGUUGGUGUCUGUCGUCCGCUUGGACGCUACUUCUACGAGUACAACCACCGAGACCACGCCAGGGACUCGCGGGAAGAACCCGGGUCAGAACAGGACCGAGGUCGGCGGGACGGUUCGCGACGACGAGGACUCGCGUGAAACACCGGCCUCGAACGGCAUAGCCAAGAGAGAGGAUGAGGAGGUGGAAGAGCCUCAAGCACCGCCGGAAUAAA
Messenger RNA from Dermacentor andersoni, 1128 nucleotides. RefSeq lists its product as uncharacterized. The record is from RefSeq and is a predicted model, not a curated record. Lineage: Eukaryota; Metazoa; Arthropoda; Arachnida; Ixodida; Ixodidae.